AAGAUACAACGAGCGAGAGAGAGAGACUUCCGGGAGGCACAUUUUUGCUCAGGCGUUAACUUGAAACAAAUGGCGUGAUUUCUGUGAACUCCAUUUUUCCAGUUGUGUAUGAUUAUAUCUCUUUUUGUAUAGAGCGAGCCAUUAUCGAGCGAGAGAUAUUUGUUCCUGCUCUAAGUGCCAAUAGGCAUGGCUGUAUGGAAACUAAGCAUGUAAGGAGCUCUUGGUGUGCAGCCCAUCUCCAUCUGCAGCCUUCAUAUUUGCAGAAAGAAGCAGAGGUAGCCAAAGCAGUAGAAGCAUGGACGCGGUCCUGAGCAGGUUGAAAGAUCUCACUGCUGACGAGUUGAGGGAGGAGAUCAUCAAAGCCAACUUGAAGUGUGGCCCCAUCACUGCCACGACAAGAGCCAUAUUUGAGCGUAAGCUUGCCAGGGCUCUAGUGGAGAAUGCUGGACUUACUGAGCCUGAUGGCAGCAACGGGAACAGUGCCUCAUUGGAUGGCUCUGGGAGUUUAGUGGCACCCAGUGCCACAUCAGCAACCCCAGAUCCGGUCACAGGCGAGGAUGGAGAUUUUGGGUACGGCAUGGGCCUUAACCCGCCGGAAGAGGAGGCUCUGAGCGGAACGGUGUGCCCCUGUAAUGUGGAGAAUUCACAGUUGGAGGCACAGACUCCCUCUAAAACUGCACAGGUGUCGCCCACCUUCUUCUACGGGGUGUGUCCUUUGUGGGAGGAUGUACUGGCUAGGAAUGAGAGAGCCCAUGUGUACAUAGAUAAGAAAGAGGCUUUGCAGGCCGUUAAAAUGAUGAAGGGGGCUCGGUUUAAAGCUUUCUCCAAUCGUGAGGAUGCUGAGAAGUUUGCCAAAGGCAUAUGUGACUACUACCCUUCGCCUAGUAAAAGCACUCCAUGUGUUUCUCCCGUCAAACCUGGCCUGGUGUUUAACAAAGACCACCCAUCUAUGAUGGAGGCAGACACAAUCAACAGGGAAAAGGCAAACAGUUUUAAGAGCCCUCGGACACAAGAUUUGACGGCCAAGCUAAGGAAGGCCGUGGAGAAGGGAGACGAGAUGGCCUUUACUGAGCUGGUCUGGAGCAACCCUCGUUACCUCAUUGGGUCAGGGGACAACCCAACUGUAGUCCAGGAAGGCUGCAGGUAUAACGUGAUGCAUGUGGCUGCUAAGGAGAACCAGGCAGGCAUUGUUCAGAUCCUGUUGGACACUCUUGAGAACCCAGAUUUCAUGCGUCUUAUGUACCCAGAUGACCAGGAGAGCAUGCUGCAGAAACGCAUCCGGUAUAUCGUAGACCUGUACCUCAAUACGCCAGAUAAAGCUGGGUUUGAGACGCCUCUCCACUUUGCGUGUAAAUUUGGCUGUCCAGAGGUGGUAAACAUACUCUGUUCUCAUCCAGACAUUGACAAGAACUGCAAGAACAAGUACAACCAGAAACCCUCAGAGGUCAUUUGUGAAAGAAUGAAAGAGAAGGGUAAAAUUCAGGAGGUCAAACAGAAGAUAAAUGAAUAUUUAGAAGAUCGAUUAUACAUCCCUUUAUUGAGAGCCACUGAUAACUCCUCCCAGCCUGUGAUUGGUACACCUUGGUCCCCUGAGCCAAUGGAAAACCUUUCACCAAGGUUACCCAGAAGCCCAAAGGAUCCAGUUAUGGCAGUCAGGGCCUUUGCUGGGCCUUUGAGUCCAUCUAAAGCGGAUGAGUUCAGACGGGCGUGGAAGACUCCUCCCAGAGAACGAGCAGACCAUUUCCACAACAUCUUAAAGUCCGACCCAGACCGUGGGGCAGAAAGAGUUGGCAGAGAUCUGGCCCAUGAGCUUGGUCAUCCCUGGGCAGAGUACUGGGAUUUCCUGGAUAGUUUUGUGGAUCUGCAGUCAACUGAAGGCCUGAAAGUGCUUGAAGAAUACCUCAGUAAAAAGGACUUCAAGGAGCGCGCUCAUGAGGAGGCUGGAGAGAAUGAAACCAGCAACAGGUUUAAAACCCCAUCUCCGGGCAAACUGAAGAAGUUCUGUAACUCCAUCUCUGUGGGGGCAUUUCUGGAUGAGGGUGAUGACAUCAGCCUGGAGGAGAUCAAGAACAGGCAGAAUGCUGCACUCACCAGUAUUUCUUCUGUGUGCUCCAAAGAUGGCCUGCAGGGGGCGGUAGGGGGGCUUGAAUUUCACAUCCUACCAGUUUCCCACAGUGCUGACCUCAUAGAGGUAGCAGCAGAGCAGGAUUUACUGCUCUCCGAAAAAUCCUUGAUCUCCAGCAGUAAAAAUGGCCUGUGCGAACAGGGCCCCGGGGACAGGACUCCAAACGGGGACAAAAUGUCCCCUCGCAUCUGCAGUUCCUCUAGUUCCUGCAUGCUGUCGCCCAUCUCGAACCUAAUGGCUGAGUUUGAGAGGAUGUCUUUGCUGGAUGAGCCAGAGAGGACAAACAGGGAGAGAAGAAGGAGUGGAGGGAAACGCCACAGAGACGCCCAGGCCACAGAGCUCACCUCGGGACUGGGCCGCCUCUCGUUGUCCUCGGAAGAUGACUCUGUGUUUGAGAAGGACAGGACGUCUGUGUUACGAGCAGCUGAGAAUGAUGGAGUGGAGAGAAGAAAUGAAGUAGAUGGGAGGUCCAGUGCAAGUUCAGAUGAAUACUUUCUGGCCAGUGAGAGGUUAGAACCUAUGAACCAACAGACCAUAGAGACCUCAGGGGGUGAGCGCACGAUAUGUGCCAGAUCAAAGUCCUGGGAUCAUGGGGGAAGAGACCUCAGCUCCUCAGGGUCUUCCAGCUCCUACAGAUCACUUGACAGCUCUCAGGACUUCAUACUGAGGACCCCUCCCAGAGUGACGAAAAGACUCUUCAUUGAAGGUGAUUCACCCACCAAGUUGGACAGGGAGGUUUUGUCAGCUUUAGGAGUCACAGAUGUUGACCCUCUGAAGUAUCCCAGCAUUCACAAAUGGAAGAGCACAAUUCAGGCAUUCUCCCACUUAGAAAUGCAAAGCUGGCAGACUCCUGCAGUGUACAAGAGCCAUUUCAGGGCUCACUCAGUCACCCCUGGCUCUCCAGCGAGUGGUUUGAUGUCCCCCGUGGGCCGUUUCAGCCCAGCUCGUCACAUGGGCUCACCGGACGUCUGCAGCCCCGGACGCUACAGCCCAGCACACUCCAAUUACAGCCCCGCUCAUUCAAACUACAGCCCCGCUCAUUCAAACUACAGCCCUGUCAGCUAUAUCCAACGUAUCCGGCUAAAACAUUUCGGCGAUGCCCCCAUUUAACAAACGCUCUCCAUCCCGUCCAGUCCCACCGCCAAUUUCUACUGAUUAGUAACUGAAAUAACAAAAGUAACUAAAUCCAGAGUGGGCUGUUUCAGAGGAUGGAACAUUUGGAGAACAAUGCUAGAAGAACAAUGUUAUAAUUGGAGAACAUUGUUAUAAUGGAAGCCAUGAAAUCUGCUCAAAAUGGGCUCUUAGUGCCGUGCAAACCGUAGAUAUGAUCUCGCAACAGGCCGUCCUUCAGUUUGAAUGCUCCUUGGUUCAUAGAACACAGCUCAAAUAAUAAUAUGCACAUCUCCUGUGGGUUUUUGAAUCAUAAUAUAUAUAAAUAUAUAUAUUCGGUACUUCUGUGUAUGACACCGAGUAUGUUGAUCUGUGAUGGUCGUAUAGACUUUUCUAACCUGGUUUUGUUUUGUUUUCUGGUUUCUUUAUCUAUGUGUGUGUGUUUGUGUGUGUGUGUGUGUGUGUGUGUGUGUGUGUGUGUGUGUGUGUGUGUGUGUAUGCUUGGGAGAUACAUCUGUGAAUUUACAAAGCUGUGUCUUUAAUGGAAAUUAUUAAUUUCCCACUUAACAGUCACUUAAAUUGGGGGAAAAGAUGUCAAUAUGUAAACACAGAAACCCAGAGCUAAAUUAAAAUAAUGUAGUAGUAAAUUAUUGAAUUAUUUUUGCUAGUUAACCAUCAUUAGCACAAAAUGCUCAUUUUAAUGGGUAUUUAAUGGUUUUUAAGGAAAAAAAAAAAGUCGACUGACUGCCAGAAGUUAUUUUUUAUUCUUUAAUUGGAGAACUGCCUUACAUUUCUUAAAGGAAAGACCAACUUCUGAAUUUAAAAAGCAGGUGUUUAUUCAUGCAUUGUUAAUAGCAGCCUUAGGUGUUGGGAAAUAUGGUCUAUAACGUGUGAAAAAAAUAUUCCCCUUUUUUAUUUUUAAGUUCAAUAAAUGUGAUUUAUCAUUUCUAAGUACGUAUUUGUUUGCACUUUUAAUUCUUUUUGGAUUUUGAUGCAAAAGUUCAUCAUGACCAACAGAUGAGACUUAGUUGAGUUUGAUGGAAAGAUUUGAAUCUGCAUAGUUUGAGCCAUACCGUGUUCAAACACAUGCAAAGUUGGUGAUGAUUGAUGAGUGUGGAUGGCAGUUUGGUACUGUCUUGUUACAUAAAUGUCAUAAUAGCUGUAAGACUUGAUGAUUGUGAAUCCAGAGUGUUGUAAGUGCACUUUAAAUGUGUUCAAAGAUCAUUUGCCCCUUAUCCCAUCAUCAAUGAACAAUGUUUCAAUCUCGCCCCUAGAUCAUGUCAGUGCGAUUCUCUCAUUGGCUAUUGAAAUGGAUUCAUUUUGCCAGAUCUCAAACGAUUCACCCCAUUCAUUUUCAAAUCAAAGCUACAUGUGCAAAAGCAUAUGCAAAAUCUCCAGGUAGCUCAGUUUUAUGUGAUGAAUAUCUCAAGGAAAUGAGUCCAAAACAUCCUCUGUGGUACUUUCAGAUCAUGUGAUCUAUUUCUUUGGUGCCCAUCAUUCUCAGUGUAGUGCUGGCCUGUUGAUCUUUGCUUUGUAAAGCUUUAGUGCCUUUGAUUAUGAUCUGUUUGGAAGAGCCUGUGGCUCCUCAGUGCAUGACAAAUGCACAAAAGCUGAUUAGACCUUUUUUUCCCCCCUCUGUUUCCUAGUAUAAAAUACAGUACAGUAGCAUUGGCAUAUGCAGUGUCUGAAUACCUCUUAAAUGCGAUUGUAAGAGAAGAAAAAAGGUUUACAGUUUAGUUAUUGCUAGUGUUGUAUCAAUGCCAGCCUUACUUUUUGUUAAACGAUGCUUUGUAGUGCCAACACUGGUGGAUUGAAAAUGAGUUGCAGUUUAUUGUUGAGAAUUGAAUUAUUUUUGUUGUCCUGGCCUUUUUGUUGCAUGCAUUUCUAGUCCUAUUUUAUUACAGUAUACGUUAAAGGAAAGUAUUUGAUGUUCUAUUGAUGAACGAUAAAUAAAGUGCACAGUCUUGUAA
This is a messenger RNA of Ctenopharyngodon idella (grass carp), 5205 nucleotides long. RefSeq names its product ankyrin repeat and LEM domain containing 2 (gene ankle2). The record is from RefSeq and is a predicted model, not a curated record. Gene Ontology annotation, biological process: negative regulation of phosphorylation. Gene Ontology annotation, cellular component: endoplasmic reticulum. The transcript is spliced from 13 exons. Gene Ontology annotation, molecular function: protein phosphatase 2A binding. Lineage: Eukaryota; Metazoa; Chordata; Actinopteri; Cypriniformes; Xenocyprididae. Bases 296 to 3235 code for a protein of 979 amino acids.